Molecule: messenger RNA, 285 nt
Organism: Strongylus vulgaris
Lineage: Eukaryota; Metazoa; Nematoda; Chromadorea; Rhabditida; Strongylidae
Source: the annotation of a GenBank genome assembly
AUGGACACGGACCAUGAAGUGGAUGUCUUCCAUGCAGUAAAAAUGAUGCGGAUAAACCGGCCACAGUUGAUCGAUAUGAAAGAUGAGUACAAGUAUCUGUAUGACUUGAUGUUACAUUGGUACAUGACAAAUCCCGAAUACCGAAUCUAUGACAAGGACGACGCAGCCGAAGAGGAUGGUUCAAAACCCGCGUCAACUCGGCAGUCAAUGCGUGACAAGGAUCGCUGGCUGCGAGGCCAAAACUCGGUCCGAAAAGACCCUCACAAAAUCGCAGACAGUAACUAG